Molecule: messenger RNA, 2917 nt
Organism: Procambarus clarkii (red swamp crayfish)
Lineage: Eukaryota; Metazoa; Arthropoda; Malacostraca; Decapoda; Cambaridae
Gene: cold
Product: coiled
Source: RefSeq, a predicted model, not a curated record
AAGUGGUUGCUAGUAGUGGUCGCUAGCCUCAGGUCACGUAACAACAAAAGACGUUGGAUCUCGUGCAAUUACCGUGUAAAGAUAUAACGUAGGAAGUGUGCUGUAUUUUCAACAGACUUAACGGAUACAAAAGUAACCGAUAAGAAGAUUGUGUUACAAGAAUACACUGAAACGCUCUCGGUACAGAGAACCCCAAAUUAGGAGCUAAGAGCAUCAGCAUUGAAGUUGCUAACAAUGGCGAAAACGCCCUUUUCAAGUUUGAUAUUGGCGGUCCUGUUUCUGUCAGGUGUUAUGGGACAAAAAUGUUAUGUAUGUAAGGAUCAAGACGAGAACACAGGAAAGUGUGCAACCACUGUGGAAUCUUGCAACUUUGGUGAAGAUUACUGCCUUUCAGAAAUUAAAUGGGGAAGCACACCAUAUUGGCAAAUUGGUGUUCCCAUGCAGCACUACAUCAGCAAGCGUUGUGCUACUAAAGAGGACUGUGUUGAAACCAUAAAAAGGUAUAUGCCUAACUGCUUGCGAAUUUGGUGGAAAGAUUGGACCUGUGCAGAGUGCUGCAAGGGAGAUCGCUGCAACUACUACAUCACGUUGGACGCGGCUGUACCAACCUCUAAUGCGAUUUUAAUACUGGUGGCUGGCGUGUUGACAGCUGCCCUUCCUUUGAUUACGUGAGCAGCAGCCUUCAUAUAACUCUCCUUUGGCAGGCGUGUGAAAAAGUUACCAGAUCUGCUAAGAAAAUGUGAUGUAACUUGUAAGAAAAAAGCUGCAUAUAUACCUUCCAUUAGAUAGAUUUAUUCAGGGACACAUUGUGAUUUACAACCAUUUCCGUCCAGCAUUCUGGUGUACAUAUUAAGUAUAAGUUAAUAUUUUUGUGUUUGUAUUGCAAAUGUUCUCAAGUGUUCAUUUGAAUUUAGAGAUAUUUUUAUAACAGAUGUUUUAAUGUUUAUCAAAUAUAAACAAUGUAGUACAGUAUAUGGUAUUUUCUAUUAAAUGCUUAACUAAGAUUUCCAUAAUGAUGUACAGUAUAACAAAUACAGUACUGUUAUCAUCAUCAUUGCUACACCAUUCUUAAUAUAUGAUAAUGGAUAUAUUGGGGUUAAAAUAUAUAAAUAUGCAUAUCUUGUUUUUUUCUUAUAAUGAAAAUUGCAAAAAUAAUGAUAAUUUCCAAAUUUCCAAUUUAAUUAUCUUGAUAUAUUAAUCCCUUUAAUGGAUAUACUGUACUGAACUGCACUUAACUGUUAUAGAACUUCAAAGUAACUGUUAAUUAAAUUUAUAAAACUAAUAAUAUAUGUAAAUUAAUUUUUUUUAAUUAUUUUAUCUGAGAAGCAGAGGAGUGAAAUAAUAUAAUGUGAAUUACUAAUUAUUUCUACUUAAAAAUUAGAAGAGUUAUAUUUAAACAUCAAAUGAAGGAUACAUUUGAUAGUGAGUGUAUAGAUCUAGCUACACUAUAUUUGUUCCUUAUUAUAAACAUUUGUUUAUAUCCGAGUAAAGAAUUGAUUUUGAAAUUGUGAAAAUUGUUCAAUAGAGGCAGCAAGACAUGGAGGUUUCAUAGGUAGCUUCUGCAUGUUGGCUACAGUGAUUUUAUUUGUUGUUCCAGUGAUAGGAAUCUCAUCAUUUAUUGCAGUUUAAAGUAUGAUGUGAAUACUAAAUGUGCACGUGAAGUUUGUUCUAAAUAUGUAAGUUAUGACUUGUAGUAAAAGUGGGCACCCUCUAACUUGUACCAUAAUUAACACUUGGGUUUAUAAUAAUUGAGAGUCAUAUUUUAGAGGGAAAACUAUGUACUGUCCAUAUGUUAAGUAUUGUCUCAGAAAAUUGGAUGGUUAUAUUAACUAUAAUAACUUUUCUGAUUAAUAUUAAGACCUGUGCUGUAAAUGUAUUUUAUAUUAGCAUUUUCUGACCAAUAAAUAAUAUAGUAUAUACAUACAGUAUUAGCAUCUGGUAUUUUCUCUUGCAUCGACAAAAAAUUUAAUUAUAGUUUUGUGCAUAUUGUACUUUUUGAGUCUGAAAAUUUGGCUGAUAACAUAAACCUCUUAUCUUCAAACAUGGGAUAAAUGGGUGUUUAGGUGGUCACCUGUGUGGUAUAGUGUGUGAUUACCUCGCUAACUUGAUUCUUAUCUUAUGUUACACAUGUGAAAGUGAUUUGCAAUUACCAAAGUGAUACUCUAAGAAUGUAUAUGAUAAUUUUUAAUUUAGGUUUUUCUGGGCUUUUUUUAAUGCAAUACUUUAACAAUUGGUAUAUAAUAUGUUAGUGAAUUAACAUUUUAACCUUUUUGCUGCCUAAUGUAACUUGUUGAAUGGCAUUUGAGUUCCACUUGGGGCUUAAUUUGACUUUGAUCUAGAGAAGUAGAAAAAUCAUUGGGUAUUUGUAUCUUUUUUUUUUUUUUUGGUCACUAAAAUUAUCGAAUGUUGAAAUGUGCAUUAAGCUCACCUGUAAUUCUCUGGAGGGCAUUUUACUAUUGCCCAAAUAAGAGAGCUUUAUGUGUGUAAUUCCAUACUAGGGUUUACCCCAUAUGAAGGAGAAACAAUCGAGUCUGUAAGUGUUUGGUAAUUAUUUUCACUUCAGCAAUAUCAUAUUUUAAAUUGUAUAAAUGUACAGGAUGGUGUUCCUCAUUUACCACCUGACUUGUCUGUCAAGGAAAAUAUACCAGUACCAGAUACUGUACUGUACAUUGUACCAUAUAUUUAAGUAAUAUAUAGUUUUAUGAAAUUGCUAGAAGUUGUGCUGUCUACUAAUUUAAACACAGUAUAGUACCUAAAAUUUACACAUACUGUACAUACAUAAAGUACUUUAUCAUUACCUUCCUUCUCACACGUGGAGUGUGGUGGCAUCGGCCCAAAGAAGAGAAUAAAGGUUACCGAUUUUAAAUAAAAAAAAAAAUUAAAUAUUAGUUGUACACUCAUUACAUCAUUCAUAAUA